Messenger RNA from Salvia hispanica, 1277 nucleotides. Its product is annotated as geranylgeranyl pyrophosphate synthase, chloroplastic-like. Lineage: Eukaryota; Viridiplantae; Streptophyta; Magnoliopsida; Lamiales; Lamiaceae. Gene Ontology annotation, biological process: isoprenoid biosynthetic process. The record is from RefSeq and is a predicted model, not a curated record. Gene Ontology annotation, molecular function: geranylgeranyl diphosphate synthase activity.
AUUUGUGGACGACUUUAAUUAACUCCACCAACACCAACUGACUUUCUGAGACUCUGAAUAUUCAAUUCAUUGAAAAAAAAAAAUAAUGAGGUCCAUGAAUCUGGUGGAUGCCUGGGUCCAAAACCUCUCAAUCUUAAAGCACCCUUACCCCUCCAAAUCUCUGCUCGGAUCCAUCAGAUUCCAACCGCUUUUCCUCAAACCGUCCAGGCCAAUCGCUAUCUCCGCCGUGCUCACCGGCGAAGAGGCGAGAAUCUCCACGCCCUUCAAUUUCAACGCCUACGUCCUCGAAAAGGCCAAUCAUGUCAACAGGGCGCUCGACGACGCCGUGGCGCUCAGGAAUCCGCCGAUGAUCCACGAGGCCAUGCGAUACUCGCUCCUCGCCGGCGGAAAGCGCGUCCGCCCCAUGCUCUGCAUCGCCGCCUGCGAGAUCGUCGGCGGCCCCCAGUCCGCCGCCAUCCCCGCCGCCUGCGCCGUCGAGAUGAUCCACACGAUGUCGCUCAUCCACGACGAUCUGCCGUGUAUGGACGAUGACGAUCUCCGCCGCGGCAAGCCAACCAAUCACAAGGUCUUCGGCGAGGACGUCGCCGUGCUCGCAGGGGAUGCUUUGUUGGCAUUUGCUUUUGAAUUCAUGGCGACGGCCACGGUGGGGGUGGCGCCGGAGAGGAUACUGGCGGCGGUGGGGGAGCUGGCGAAGGCGAUCGGGACGGAGGGGCUGGUGGCGGGGCAGGUGGUGGACCUCAACUGCACCGGCGAAGCAAAUGUAGGAUUAGACACAUUGGAAUUCAUACACAUUCACAAAACUGCCGCAUUGCUAGAGGCCUCUGUGGUUUUGGGGGCUAUCUUGGGAGGCGGAAGCAACGAUCAAGUCGAGAAAUUAAGAACUUUUGCUAGGAAGAUCGGUCUGCUCUUCCAGGUUGUGGAUGACAUUUUGGAUGUUACAAAGUCGUCGGAGGAGUUGGGAAAGACGGCCGGGAAGGACUUGGCUGUCGACAAGACUACAUAUCCGAAGCUGCUGGGGCUCGACAAGGCGGUCGAGUUUGCCGAGAAGCUCAACGAGGAGGCCAAGGCGCAGCUGUCUGACUUCGAUCCGCUCAAGGCGGCCCCGCUCGCUGCACUGGCGGAUUACAUUGCUCAUAGGCAGAAUUAGUAAAAACAACCUUUGGUGUCUGUUGUAGAAAAAUUGAAGAGAUGUUUUGCUAUGCCAUGAAAUAGCAUAGCAAAACUUUUGGGUUUCAACUUAUAUGGUUUAUUAUAAUCUUACUUGUUGUUGUUGUCUA